GCCACUGCUGGAGGCAAACUGCAACAAGCCUGUGUGAGUGCUCAGGAGAAAAAGGCUGCCAAAGAGCAAAGAAUCAGGAGACCCAUGAAUGCUUUCAUGGUUUGGGCCAAAGUAGAGCGCAAAAAAUUGGCUGAUGAAAACCCUGAUUUGCACAAUGCUGAUCUCAGCAAAAUGCUUGGGCUUUCUGAUAAGGGAAUGGUUAACGACUGGGACUCGGGCCGUGGAGAAUCGCGUAUAAUGGCAGCGUUGCCAACGGGGAAAGGGCCGGACUUGUUUGCCCACCGGGUCGAAGCCGGGCGGGUUCUUUUUAUAUUCUUUAUUUUUCUUCCACCUUCAGGAAAAAAGUGGAAGAGCUUGACCCACCAAGAAAGGCGGCCAUUUGUAGAGGAAGCAGAGAGGUUGAGAGUACUGCACAUGCAGCGACAUCCCAACUACAAAUACAGACCAAGGAGGAAGAAGAAUGGAAAGAGGGCGCCACCUGGUUCAACCCCUGCUGCUCCUGCUGCCACAGCGACACCUAGGCAGAAGCUGAGUGGGGAUACCAAGCGUGGACACUGUAAACAGCCUUCACUAAGUGCCCAGUGCCACAGUGGCACUAUGGCAUGGACCACUGCUGGUCUGGUGCCUACUCCUGAGUCCUCUCCUCUGGGUGAUGAAUUUGUUAGGUGGAAACCACAGUUCAAACAAGUGACUGGCAAGUAUGCAUUUGAGACAUACGAGUUUCAGCAACAAAAUGACGGCAGUCCUAAACCAUCUCAGCAUCAGCAACAAGAACCCUUUGGGUUGCCAACACCAGAAAUGUCAAAGGAAAAACUGCUUGCAGAGCUGGUCUUCGUUGUUUUACUGCCGUCAGGAUUUGGUAGAGUCGUAGUCGUUGUUCUUGGGAAACCCAACGGUUGUGGUCUUUACAGUCCUAUGGAUGGUUACCCCGCACCAGGGUCGUGGCCUGGGGUGGACUUUGCGAGUGGCACCUGGCGGCCACCUCAGCAACACCAUCGGGUUCAGUUGUCCAGUGAUGAUCAACAGAUGUCGCGCGAAUUCAGUGACUUUGAUAGAUUUGUUGCUCCAUCUGAGGAUCAGCAGGAUUGCAAGCCUACUGAUGAGGCUAUUUCUGGUUUCCAACAAGACGAUGACCUCAUGUCAGGAACAAGAAUUGGCAUGGAUUGCUGGAAUGUGGGUUUCAGUCAGCAGCAGCAGUCCUCCUCCCCCAGCUACCAGACCAGGUACAGGGAAGGCAGUUGCAACCUGUCCCCAUCAGGGGCCUCACCAUCUGGACAACUCCACCACAGCAGCAACAUGGUGUAUGACUGUGUGUCCAGCAUCAAUAACUCAAUACCCACUCAGCAACCAGGGCAUCUGAGGGUCACAGAGCAGCCUGCAGCUUUGUCACCCAGGUUCUCAGUGGAGCCUGUGAACAUGGGAUCCUCCUGCAAUGGGAUCCUCCAGCAGGUGUCAGGGUCCAGUGACAUCUCUGACACUCUUGCCAAUGCCAGGAGCCAAAUGUACUGUCUGUACACUGAUGCCUGAGGGAAACUUUAAAAACAGAACAGGAAAUAAAUAAAACAAAAAUGGGUUUGGAAGGGUGUGUGACAAGGAGGGGGAAAACUUUUUUUGUGGUGUUCUUUGCCCCCUAUUUUUGUUGGGUGUUUUACUUUUUUUGUUUUGUUUUUGUUUUUCUCUUUCUAUGCCUCCUGGGAUGAACUUCCCAGAGAGUGAGACCAACCAAAUAUGUAAUCCCAACAGCUUAGUGCAUUUUACUCAACUCUCAAGAACGCACACUGGUUAUUCUGAUGCUUGCCUUUUUUUGGAAAAUCUAUAGAUUUUAGUGACAUAUGUUGUGGGGCCAUGGAGCAGCAUUGUUCUUUUUUUUUAGACCAUGUGUACAGGGUGAUGUUAGUCCCCUUCCAAAACAAAAACAAAAAAGGGAGCCCACAGGGUUUGAUUUUUUUCAAGAGCUUCAAAAGGGUUGAUGAACUGAAGUGGGUGCAGACUAGCAAGUGAUAUUUUCCCAGGCUGGGGACAACGCAUUUGGGUCCAUGAAUAAAGAGAAGGAUUUACUUGU
This is a messenger RNA of Notodromas monacha, 2062 nucleotides long. The record is from the annotation of a GenBank genome assembly. Lineage: Eukaryota; Metazoa; Arthropoda; Ostracoda; Podocopida; Cyprididae.